AUGGAUGGUGGAUCAGUUACUGUGGGGGACUCUGCCUCGUUAACCCCAGUGCCUGGCGACCCACAACACGAGCAGGAGCAAGCACAAGAGCAACCCAAGGUACCUGGAGGAUUGAACACAAGCUCAGGUAUUCAAGAUAACUCAUGCUCAUCUCUCGUGCGACUGCCUCCCGAGCUACUUCAUCAGAUCCUGUCGUAUCUCUCAGCAACGGACCUGGCUCGAGUGUCGCUCACUUGCCGCUCCCUCGCUGGACACACAACGAAUGAUCUUUUGUGGGCGGACGUGGUUAAUUUAUACCUACCCUUCAAGAUCUACAGUGCCAGUCCCUUUGAAUCAUUUCGCGCUCUAUACGUCGCUUAUCACCCUUGCUGGUUCAUCCCACGAAAUAAGAUCUGGUUCUCGGAUACUGAACACACUGGAAAUCUGAUUCUGGCGCGGUUUGAUCCACGAAGGGGAGUCAUUGAGGCAUAUCGGGUCAUUGCUGAGCGACGGGGAAAUCAGUUUCAGGUAUGGGAGUGGAAUCCGGACGUCAUAAUACAAACAUUCCAUCCCAAGGUCAGUCUUUGGCUGGACGACCCGGUGCUUCUUCUGAAGAACACUGAAGGCCAGCUGCCCAGAUAUUGCCAUGGCGAGACUCGUAUGCCAAUGGCGAUAGAGACGCAGCAUGUGUUUAAUGCGUUUUCGCUGUGUUCUCCAGAGUUGCCCCCACACCCGCCAGUGGAUUCUAACAAGCAGUGGCCUCCGCCGACCAUCCCCAGUGAUCAUCGUGUCUAUCGCGAUGUUGAGAUGGAAGGGCAUCGAUCGAAUGGAAAUCAGCGUUGCCGAGAUUCAGCACAGAUAUCUGAGCAUGCGUUCCGCAUUCGACGCUGGGCGCAUUUUCGUCUCGGUAUGCCUAUGUUUACCGCGGGUCGAAGCGAGACAUUGUCGACUUAUGGUACACUGGACCCAAGUCUGUAUACACCUACGAGGGAAAAGCCAUAUCAGGGAAUCUGGGUGGGAGACUACUCUGCCCACGGAUGUGAAUUCUUGCUAUUCAUACAAAGAGAUCACGACGACCACUCGACGACUUCGAUCAACGAACCAGAACCAGGCCCUGAUGAAGUAAUCCAAAGGGGCAGUCUGGAGGCCAUCAAGCUCACUGGCGAUCCAAAUGUUCCUCGGGGACAAUUAUCUUUCAUUGCUAAUGAUAUUGGGCCACGGGGACUGGUCCGUAUCGCAGACGAAGCACCUUAUCAAGGAUCUAGAAUAGUGCGAAGCAAAGGGCAUGUCGCAGGGAUUGGGUUCAGAGAUGACACCUUUAUCUCGUCGCAGCUGAUCCUGAUAUCACCGGAUUGCGUUGCUCAUUACUGGGAAGCUAUGGGGCAUAUCUCAUACCUCCGACGUCUUGACAUUGACUCACUCAUUCAGACAUGA
This is a messenger RNA of Aspergillus clavatus NRRL 1, 1413 nucleotides long. Its product is annotated as F-box protein. NCBI's taxonomy places the organism in Eukaryota, Fungi, Ascomycota, Eurotiomycetes, Eurotiales, Aspergillaceae. The record is from RefSeq and is a predicted model, not a curated record. The coding region runs from base 1 to 1413 and encodes 470 amino acids. The transcript has 2 exons. Gene Ontology annotation, molecular function: protein binding. Gene Ontology annotation, cellular component: SCF ubiquitin ligase complex. Gene Ontology annotation, biological process: SCF-dependent proteasomal ubiquitin-dependent protein catabolic process.